AUGGCAUCUCAAGAAAGAACCCAGUACUCAAGCUCCAUCUUGGUGAGUCAAUCACCAAUUGAUGCUACAGAGAUUGUUAGGGUUAGAUUGAGUCAAGCUAAGUUGCUUAAUGAUGAAUUUGCUAGAUUUUUCAAGAACUAUCAAAGUAUAAAGUCAAAUUAUUUGAACCAAUUGAAUAGAUUAAUCAAAGAUUCUCAAGAUUUAAACAAAAAUAUCGAACGUGGAAUCAUUGAAAAUCAAGUCCUAAGUCGUGAAGAGUUAAAAUACUACAAUGUUGAUGCGAUUGGCCAUUUGGGUCAAAUAUGGGGUCAAGUCAUAUCUGAAAUUAAAGAUGAAGUUGCCACAAAUUAUAGAUUGGGUCAAGUUAUAGAUCGUGAUGUUAUUUCACCUUUAAGUCAAUAUACUUCCAAGGAUAAAAGAUGGGGUGAAAUUAGAGGUCUUCAUGCUAAGUUGAGUGAAGUUGCUCAAACUAUUGAAUUCAAUCAAGAUAAAGUUGAAAAAUAUCAACAUUCUAAAAAUCCUGAAAAGAUUGCUAAAUAUGAAUCUGCUUUACAAAGUGCUAAUCAAACUUGGGAUUCUGAAGCCCCAUUUGUUUUUGAAUCUUUUGAAUGUACUGAUUUUGAUAGAUUAUCAUUCUUAAGAGAUAGUUUAUUAAGAUUCCAAACUGCUUACUCUGAUGCUUUAAAUAAAACUUCACAAAGUAAUGAAAAAGCUCUAGAAACAAUUUUAAACUUCAAUCCUGAAACUGAAAUCUCAAGAUUUGCUAAAGUUUCAAGUGAAGCUUCUUAUAUUCCAAAAGAAGCUAGAAAAGCUGCUGAAUCUCCAAAGAUUAAUCAAAAUGAAUCUGGUACAGUUGCUGGUUCUCACUCACAUGGUCAUGUUCAAGGUCAUGGUUCUCAAGCUGGUCCUCCAUUAGGUACUGGUUCUGCUUUUGGCUCAUCUGCUGGUAAUCGUCAAGCUUCAGUCUCUACAACUGCUACAACCCAAACUCAAAACAACAAUAAAAAGGCAACAAGACCUGAAACUUCAUCAUCAUCGAGUAAAGAAUCUAAAUCAAAAGGUAAAUUAAAAUCAAAAGUUGGUUCAAUUUUUGGUAGAAAGAAGAAUAAAAAUAAAAAUUUGGAUAUUAGUGAUACUGUUCCAGAAUCUGAAACUUCUUCAUUAGCAAGUGCACCAAGAACUAAUACAAAUAGAUUAAGUAGAGCUUCUUCGUUAGCAUCACGUCUCAAAACUCAACCAAGUGGUAAUAAUUUAGCUCCACAACAUCAACAAGAUGAUAUUUCUGGUGGUCAACAACCAAAAGGUGGUUCAAGUGGUGUCACAGCUGUUGGAGCCGGUGCUGGUGCUGCUGUUGCAGCUGGUGGUGCUUAUGUCGCUUCACAUUUAUCAAAUGAGCAACAUCCUCAACAACAACAACAAUCACAACAACAACCAAAACCAAUUUCCAAAAAUUCUGGUGCUGGUUCAUAUGGUCAACCUCAAAAUCAACAAUCAUCUUCAUAUCCUCAACAACAAAGACCAUUAGGUCAACAACAACCUUUAGCUUCACAAUCAACUUCUUCUAGUGAUGUCCCAUUAUCAUUAAAUCAACCACCUUUAAAACCAACUUCAAGAGCUAAUUCAUCUGCAAAUGUUAAUGGUGCUUCACCAACAAUAUCUAAACCAGUUGAAACAACUCAACAAACUUUUAAUGAUAGAAGACCAUCUGAACGUUCAUAUUCUGAUACUAAUAGUUCUUUGAAUCAUGAUCAACAUUCACAUGAAGCCUUACAACAUCAACCACCACCAUCACAAAUUCAACUUCAAUCAUCUGAUUCAUUAACUCAAGAUCAUCGUGCUCCUCCACCUCCACCAUCAAGAAAGACUCAACAAUUUGGAUCUCAAAACUUGACAAAUAUUCGUGAAGAUGGUGAUACUUCAUUUGGUUCAACUCAAAGUGGUCCAGCUCAUCAUGGUUCUGUUCCGCCACCUCCCGCUGUUGCUGCAUCAUCAUCAACUCAAGGUCAAAGACGUGAUAUUCAAUCAGGUUUAUUUACUAAUUUAAAUCAAACUGAUAUUGAAAAUCAUCAAAAUAAAAGAAUUUCAAGUUUUAAUAGUUUUGGUGGUGAUUCAAUUAAUAAUUUAAAUCCUCAAUUAACUGGUUCAUCAUUAACUUUAAAUCAUCCAGGAUUAUUCCAACAUUCUGCAUUAACUCAACCAGGUUUAAAUGCUAGUGUUGCAGAAGUUAUUAAUGCUAAAUUUAAAGAUGGUGUUCAAAUUAAUUCACAAAUUGUUGGUGAAAUUGCAUUUAAUUAUUUAAGUGAUGGUUAUGAUAUUCCAACAAGAUCAAAUUUAAAAAUUCAUGGAUCACAACAAUUUGAUAAAAUUAUUCCAAAUAAUCAAUUUUUAAAACAAAUUGAUCAUGAUGAAUUUGAAAUUAUUCCUCAUUCAAUUUUAUCACGUACUUUAGGUGGAUUAAAAUAUUUAAUUAAAAAUUCUAAUGCACCAAUUAUUGUUCAUCCAGUUUGGAGAUUUGAACCACAUCAAGCUAGUGUUAUGUUAACAAUUAAAUUAGCUCCAUUUAUUGCAGAACAAUUAGAUGCAGAUGAAGUUGUUGAAAUUAAUGAAUUAAAUGUUUCAGUUGCAGUUACAGAUGCAUUAACUACAGGUGCAUUAUCUAAACCACAAGGUACUUUUAAUAAAGAUAAAAGUAGAAUUAGUUGGAAAUAUAAUCAAUCAUUAAAAUUAACUUCAACAAGUGAAGAAAAAUUAGUUGCAAGAUUUUUAACAACUACACAAGCAAAAGAAUCUUCUCAAGGUGUUGUAUUAAAAUUUUCUAUAAAUAAUGAAAAUGGUGGUAAAUUUAUUACAAGUAAUGUUGAAUUAGAAAGUCAAAAUUUUACAGAAGAUGAUCCAUUUGCUCAAGAAACUUGGAAACCAGUUCCAAGUGCUAAAACAUUAGUUGCGGGAUCUUAUUCAGCUUUAGCUUGA
Molecule: messenger RNA, 2970 nt
Organism: Hansenula ciferrii
Lineage: Eukaryota; Fungi; Ascomycota; Saccharomycetes; Phaffomycetales; Wickerhamomycetaceae
Gene: SYP1
Product: Syp1p
Exons: 1
Coding region: 1-2970 (989 amino acids)
Source: RefSeq, a predicted model, not a curated record